This is a messenger RNA of Mixia osmundae IAM 14324, 1654 nucleotides long. RefSeq lists its product as uncharacterized. Gene Ontology annotation, cellular component: cytosol. NCBI's taxonomy places the organism in Eukaryota, Fungi, Basidiomycota, Mixiomycetes, Mixiales, Mixiaceae. The transcript is spliced from 5 exons. The record is from RefSeq and is a predicted model, not a curated record. Gene Ontology annotation, biological process: L-glutamate catabolic process. The coding region runs from base 1 to 1512 and encodes 503 amino acids. Gene Ontology annotation, molecular function: glutamate decarboxylase activity; pyridoxal phosphate binding.
AUGUCCUAUCUCUCGCCCGUCCACGCUACAGAGCAUCCCGACAAUUCGCACAUCGCUACGUCGGUCUAUGGCUCUUCGGCAGCUGGGAAAUCCCUGCCGAAAUGGGAGAUGAACGAGGAGGGUCUAGAGCCUCGACAAGCUCAGCGAUUCGUCCAAGAUGAGAUGUUGACCGACGCAAAGCCUGCUCUGAAUCUAGCUUCCUUUGUUACGACUUAUAUGGACAAAGAGGUCGAAGAGCUUAUGUUGCAAAACCUCAACAUCAACGCCGUCGACGCAGAAGAGUAUCCGGCCCAGGCAAUCAUGGAGUCACGCUGCGUCAACAUGAUCGGGCGCUUGUUCAACGCGCCAAUCCAUGAUGCAGACAAUGAGGUUAUCGGCGUCAGCACAGUUGGCUCGAGUGAAGCCAUCAUGCUGGCCGUGCUCUCUGCCAAACGCCGUUGGAGAAACAUGCGCGAGGCGGCAGGAAAGGACUUCAGCAAGCCCAAUAUCGUCAUGAACGCAGCUGUACAAGUCUGCUGGGACAAAGCCGCCAGAUACUUUGAAGUCGAGCCCAAGUUCUGGUACUGCAGCAAAGAUACCUUCCUUGCGGUGCCCCAGGAAUUAGUCGACUUGGUGGACGAGAACACCAUUUUGGUAGCUUGCUUGCUGGGCUCGACCUACACCGGUGGCUACGAAGAUGUCAAGUCUGUCAAUGAUUUGCUCGAAAAGAAGAACAAAGAGCUCGGUACGGAUGUGACCAUCCAUGUCGAUGGCGCGUCCGGUGGAUUCGUCGUACCGUUCGUGCAGCCUGACCGCGUCUGGGACUUCCGUCUGCCGCUCGUGUCGUCCAUAAACACUUCUGGGCAUAAGUACGGACUCUGCUACCCUGGUAUCGGUUGGGCCAUCUGGCGCUCGAAGAAGUACUUGCCCGAGGAGAUUCUCUUCACGGUCAACUACCUCGGAUCGCCGCAGAUCUCUUUUACGCUCAAUUUCAGCAAGAGUGCGCUCGGCGUCAUCUCACAAUACUAUCAGCUCAUCCAGCUUGGCAAGGCGGGCUAUCGUGACAUUAUGAUGAACUGCACAAAUACGUCAGACUAUCUGGCAGAGCAGAUCAUAAAGAUGGGCGGCGGCAAGCUCUUUGAGCUCAUGUGCGAAACUGGCGGCAAUUCGCUGCCUCUCGUUGCAUGGCGACUUGUCGGCGAGCACGCUUACGAUGAGUUUGCCAUCGCUCGAGAGCUCAGAAGCCAGGGAUGGGUCGUACCGGCUUACACGCUUGCGCCCAGAGCAGAAUCGGUCAAGAUGCUGCGCGUGGUCUGUCGCGAAGACUUUUCACGAUCGCGCUGCGAGACCUUUGUGCGAGAUUUGCAAGCAGUCGUGGAAUACCUCGACAAGACGCCGAAAGCGGUUCUGGACCAUCUGGCCAAGCAUCCCAAAGUCGGUGGCAACCACGAUGAAGCCACUCAUCACGGCAAGCACAAACACAUGCAGCCCAAACACUCGCACAAGCCAGGGAAGACACACGCUGUCUGCUAAGUAUAAUAUAUUGUAUAGACAUACAAACCGAUCUAUGGUGAUGCACAACGCAAAUAUGACGUCUUCUAGAGAUGCGAUGUAUCCGCUAGGAUUUCCCACCGGUUGCUCGGGCUGGUUUCGUGGCUUAAUUGUGGCCCGAACU